UUGCUGCAGAUUGUCCACAGGACAUUAGCUGCAAUGCUGGGAUCCUUGGCUGCCUUGGCCGCCUUGGCUACAAUUGGUGAUAAGCCGAGCCUGAUCAAAGUAGUAGCAUGGAUUGAUUACGAAACUCUGGCACUAUUGUUUGGAAUGAUGCUUUUGGUUGCUAUCUUCUCUGAAACUGGAUUUUUUGAUUAUUGUGCAGUAAAGGCUUACAGACUUUCUCGAGGUAGGGUGUGGGCCAUGAUUAUAAUUCUUUGUCUUAUUGCUGCAAUUCUCUCAGCCUUCCUGGACAAUGUUACUACAGUGCUCCUCUUUACUCCAGUAACGAUAAGGUUAUGUGAGGUGCUUAAUCUUGAUCCCAGGCAUGUCUUGAUUGCUGAAGUUAUCUUCACAAAUAUUGGAGGGGCUUCUACAGCUAUUGGGGAUCCACCAAAUGUGAUUAUUGUUUCAAAUCAGGAACUCAGGAAGCUGGGGUUGGACUUUGCUGCAUUUACAGGGCACAUGUUUAUUGGAAUUUGUCUCAUACUUCUGGCUUCCUUUCCUUUUCUACGGCUACUUUACUGGAACAAAAAACUCUACAACAAGGAGCCAAGUGAGAUUGUUGAACUGAAACAUGAAAUCCAUGUUUGGAAGCUGACAGCCCAGAGAAUUAACCCUGCAAGCAGAGAAGAAACAGCUGUGAAGUGCCUCUUAAUGCAAAAAGUUCGUACCCUUGAGUUCUUGCUAAGGAAAAAGCUCAAAACUUUCCACAGACAAAUCUCACAAGAAGAUAAGAACUGGGAAACAAAUAUCCAGGAGCUCCAAAAAAAGCACAGAAUAACAGACAAGUUGCUUCUCAUCAAAUGCCUGAUGGUUUUAGGAUUUGUUAUCCUCAUGUACUUUCUCAAUUCGUUUGUUCCUGGAGUUCAUUUAGAUCUUGGGUGGAUUGCUAUGUUGGGAGCUGUAUGGCUUCUUGUGCUAGCCAACAUUCAUGAUUUUGAAAUGAUUCUGAACAGAGUGGAGUGGGCAACACUCCUUUUCUUUGCAGCAUUGUUUGUUUUAAUGGAGGCUUUGGCUCAUCUUCAUUUAAUAGAAUACAUAGGAGAACAAAUAGCUUUGUUGAUAAAGGUGGUCCCCGAAGAUCAACGCUUGACAGUUGCUAUCAUUUUAGUUCUCUGGGUCUCUGCCUUGGCAUCAUCCUUAAUUGACAAUAUUCCAUUCACUGCUACAAUGAUUCCUGUACUUCUCAAUCUGAGUCAAGAUCCUGAGGUUAACUUACCUGUGAAGCCCCUGAUCUUUGCAUUAGCCAUAGGUGCCUGUCUUGGAGGUAAUGGGACAUUGAUUGGAGCAUCUGCAAAUGUUGUUUGUGCAGGAAUUGCAGAGCAGCAUGGCUAUGGCUUCUCUUUCAUGGAAUUUUUCAGGUUGGGGUUCCCCAUGACAAUCAUAUCCUGUACCAUUGGAAUGUGUUACCUUCUUGUUGCUCACGUUGUAUUGGGUUGGGCUUAA
Messenger RNA from Python bivittatus (Burmese python), 1482 nucleotides. The record is from RefSeq and is a predicted model, not a curated record. NCBI's taxonomy places the organism in Eukaryota, Metazoa, Chordata, Lepidosauria, Squamata, Pythonidae.